Acanthosepion pharaonis is the source of this 624-nucleotide messenger RNA. The record is from the annotation of a GenBank genome assembly. Lineage: Eukaryota; Metazoa; Mollusca; Cephalopoda; Sepiida; Sepiidae.
AUGACCUCUGAAGAAAUUUUUCAAAAAACACUCAAUGUGAAUUUAUUGGGCACAUUUCGCUUAACAAAAGCCUUUUUGCCCUUUAUUCGUAGGGCCAAAGGUCGAAUUAUCAACAUGAGCAGUUUUGCAGCUCGGGUUCCUAUGAAUGGUAUCAGUGCUUAUUCGGUCUCUAAAAGUGCUAUUUUAGCUUUCUCGGAUAUUUUACGUCUUGAAAUGAAAAAAUGGGAUGUCCAUGUUUCAAUAAUUGAGCCAGUUGGUUUCAGAACAAAUGCUUUUAAUGAACAAGUGUUAGAAGCUCGGCUGCAAGAAAUCUGGGACUCCUUGGAUGAGGAAUGCCAAAUUGUCUAUGGCAGACAGUAUCUUGAAGACCUCUAUAGUUCAUACAAAGAACUCAUUCCACGGGUUCCAUCAGAUCUUUCUCCAGUGGUGUCUGCUGUCUGUAACAGCCUGUUAUCAAAAAACCCCCGGGAACGCUAUCCAUGUGGCCAGGGAGCUGAUAUUCUUGCCACUUUAUUUGCAAUAUUACCCAUAAGAUUAGCUGACAAGGUCUCAAAGUUCAUGUCUGUUAUUCCAAAGAAUUCUCGACCUUUAGCACUUGAACCUUCAUCUCAUCUUGUGCCCUGA